CGGUGAGCUAACGGUGACAACGUAUUUGCAUUUCGUCGCCAGGAAAGAUUAUUUUUUCCCGAAUUUCGGCCAGAUAAUUACAGUUAAACGAUUGUAUGAUUACCAUCGUCACAGGGCGAGUGAGAAGAUAGCAAAAAGUUUUUAUUUUCAUGUAAUUUCACGGUUCUUAAAUGGUAAAACAGCAUUCCUGAUUUGGACAGUGAAAACAAGCCCCGUCCGAAAGUAAAGAGGGGAAAGCAGCAGGUUCCGGAAGAGCGGGUAACGAAGGGAACGUUAAAAGGCGAAUGUCCUCUGCUUCUGCUGCGGAUUAAAAACUCGUCAUCACAGGCAAAAUUCUUUGUUUUCGAACAAAAUCAUUUGUGCCAUCUGGGAUUUCUACUGACGGUCGGUCAAGAUUGAACGUAGAUUGACGGUGGAAAGAAAUCGUUUACAAAUCCUUUUCUCGAAAAGUCUUUGACGGCCGAAGUUCGGUGGCGUGCGAGGGUGACAUACAUUGCUGCAGGCAAACUAUACUCUGCUGUGUGCAGUGUUAGUGUUGUUGUGAUUCGGAAUUUUUGUUGAGUUUCAGUGAAAACUGGUAAGCCAGAAUAAUGCGAGUCACUGUGACGACACCGGCGGAUUAUACCUUUCCGCUGGAGGUUUCCGACGACAUGGAACUGGAGAAUUUCAAGGCCUUAUGCGAAAUUGAAAGUGGCUUCCCGGCGACGGAGAUUGUCAUCUCGAAAAAUGGGCAACCCCUGCUGGACGACAAGAAGACGCUGACCCAGCUGGGAAUUAAGGAAGGAGACGUGGUAAUGCUGCAGCACAUCAUGCAGGCCACCCAGCCGACGUCACAAGUUGCUCGUACUAGACAACAACCGGCAGAACCCUCACGGCUGGCCAGUUUGGAUUUUGGUUCGAUCCAAAUUCCAACAGCGGUUGCAUCUAGCAGCAGCAGCACUGGUAACGGCGGUAACGGUGGUAGUGGUAAUUCCGGGCUCCUGAACAAUAAUCGUCCAUCGCCGACCGUAGCUCCGGAAGAUGAUCCGUCAGUCGUUCGUGAAAUGUUCCUCUCCAAUCCGGAUCAGCUGGCAUUGCUCAAGCAGAACAAUCCACGCCUGGCGGAAGCUUUACUUUCAGGAAAUUUGGACACUUUUGCCACAGUUCUGCGAAAGCAGAUUCAAGAAAGAAUGGAAAAGCAACAGCAGCGGUUAAGAAUCCUCCAGGCCAGUCCGUUCGAUGCCGAAGCUCAGCGUCUGAUUGCGGAGGAAAUCAAACAAAAGAAUAUCGAAGCCAAUAUGGAAGCCGCAAUGGAGUACAAUCCGGAAACGUUCGGAACGGUUGUGAUGCUGUACAUCAACUGUCGCGUCAACGGCCAUCCGGUGAAGGCCUUUAUCGAUUCGGGUGCUCAGGCGACCAUUAUGAGUGCCGCCGCAGCAGAACGGUGCAACAUUAUGCGACUGGUCGAUACUAGAUGGGCUGGCAUUGCGAAGGGCGUCGGCGUUCAGAAGAUCAUUGGCCGCAUCCAUAUGGUUCAGAUUCAGAUUGAGAACGAUUUUCUUACCUCGAGUUUUUCGGUGUUGGAAGAGCAACCGAUGGAUAUGCUGCUGGGGCUGGAUAUGCUGAAAAGACAUCAGUGCAACAUUGAUCUCAAACAUAACUUAUUGAAAAUCGGAACGACCGGAACGGAGACAAGAUUUUUGGCGGAAGGCGAACUACCGGAAUGCGCCCGACUGACCGGCAGUCCCGAAGAGGAACAGAAGGCGCUGGCGGAAUCCGCUCGAAUAGCAGAGGAUCUUGCUCUGAAGGAAGCGGUUGCCAAGAGCCAACAAGAUCAAGCAAGCCCGAGCCAAGACGAACAACCAUCCGGAACGAUUUCGCAGCUGAAGCGCAGACGAUCCCCCUCGACCAGUGGCACCAGCAGCGGAAACAACAACACCGGAAACAGCAGCAAUAGCUCCCCGACAUCAUCAGGUCAACAGCAACUGCAGCAGCAGCCACAGCAACCAGAACAGCAACAAUCGGCCGAGGAUAUCCCAUUGGUACUGCUUCCAACAGAUCGGUUCUCCGAAAUGGACGUCGUCGAACUGGAAUCCAUGGGUUUCAGUCGGCAGAUGGUGAUCACCGAACUGAGGACCGCCAACGGUGAUAAAACCAAGGCCACAUCCGGACUGUUUGCUAAGCUAGGAUAAAAAGGAGAGGACAAGUACUGCGCAUUCUUUAUGAUCAUUUAAUUUCUCACAACUUGCUUACUAACAAAGAUCAUUUGCUUUCGUUUUUCUACCCUUUAAAUCUCAUCACACCGCAUUUCAUUUGCCACUUGCUGAUGCGGUUGGUGCGUGUGAAUGGUUAACUUUGACUUCUGUUUAACGACGUAAGGUGCAUUUCUUUAUUUUUAACGUAAAGUGAGUGAACAAUCCGUUUUCUUUGUCGAAAAGAAAAUUACUAAUUUUAGCUCACGAAAGAUUUCUUUUUUUCCUACGCACUAGAAAAGGGGAGGCAAUAUCGGUCUAUGAGUUGACAUUUUUUUUUUAUAUUAAGAAUCAACGGAUAGAAACUGAAAGCGAACAUUUAAAGUUGAAAACAGAUUAUUUACAAUGAAAGUGAAAAGGAGAAUGAUGCUGAAGCAGGUCGUACGACAUUGCACUGACAUAAUAAGGGGGUGACUUAAGGAAUAAAUGCAUAACAUUUGAAUAAAUUAUUA
Ochlerotatus camptorhynchus is the source of this 2683-nucleotide messenger RNA. RefSeq names its product DNA damage inducible 1 homolog rngo (gene rngo). NCBI's taxonomy places the organism in Eukaryota, Metazoa, Arthropoda, Insecta, Diptera, Culicidae. The transcript is spliced from 5 exons. Gene Ontology annotation, biological process: proteolysis. The record is from RefSeq and is a predicted model, not a curated record. Gene Ontology annotation, molecular function: aspartic-type endopeptidase activity; protein binding. The coding region runs from base 591 to 2171 and encodes 526 amino acids.